AUGGAGGACGCUCAGCCUGAAGGAGGAGAAAACAACAGAGACGUAGAUGUAGCUCCGGCCCUAAUUUCAGUUCACCCGACGCAGGAUUCCGUCGCUGUCGCGGUCGGGUCGGACCUCCGCGUCUUCGACCUCCGAGGAAAUUGUGGAAUAACUUUGGUAGAUGAAACUGGUGAGGCUUUUCAUAAGGAUUCAAUAAGAGCCAUCCGCUAUGGGGCAAAUGGGAAGCUGUUUGUAUCAGCCGGUGAUGAUAAACUUGUCAAGAUUUGGUCGACUGAUUCUUGGCGCUGCAUUACUUCCGUGUGCUCCGAGAAGAGAGUGAGUGCAAUUGCCAUAAGCAAUGAUGGACUGUAUGUUUGUUUUGCUGACAAAUUUGGAGUUGUUUGGGUAUUGGAUCUGCAUGGACUUGAUGGAAAUGAAACUUUAGUCGAUAAGAAGGCAGCGCCAUUGCUUGCGCAUUAUUGCAGCAUCAUUACUAGCCUGGAAUUUUCACCUGAUGGACGGUUUAUUGUUAGUGCAGAUCGAGAUUUUAAGAUUCGGGUAACUGUGUUUCCCAAGAAACCUUUAGAUGGAGCUCAUGAGAUACAAAGUUUUUGCCUUGGUCAUACAGAGUUUGUGUCCUGCCUAGCAUUUCUUUGCACUGCAGAAUACCCUCAGGGAUUUCUUGUGUCUGGUAGUGGCGAUUCAACUGUUCGCUUGUGGGAUAUUAACUCUGGAACUCUCCUCGAUACCUGUGAAGUUGGCAGUCAGGCAGGGCUUGUAGAUUAUUCUGGAAGUGAAUUGAGCUGUUCUACUGUCACUGAUCUAUGUACUAUCCCAGGUGGUAAUGUUGUUGCCGUGGCCAUUCAAAGCUUGCAAGGUAUACUCCUGGUGAGCUGUGAUCUUUCUUCUCAAACUCUUGGUGCUGUUAAGGUUGUUUCGAAUAUGGGAGAUAACUUCAUUCCUACAAGCCUGGGAUGUAGCUCCUCCGCAGAACUAUUGUGGACCAUAACUGGUGUCUCGAAACUACAUGGUUCUGAUUACAACUCCUUGGCCCGUGUAAGGGUUCUUUCUGGUUUCAAGAAGACCGUUCCCGGUACCACCAAGCAUGAGUUAACUGUGUUGGAUGAUAAUGAGGUACCUGGGGAAGAGAAACUGCUUGAAAAGUUGCAGGGAAGUGUAACUGUUGAGGAAGAGGUCUUCCUAGCAGCUGCUGAAGCCGUAAAAAAAUCAAUGUGCAAUCUGUUGAUUAAGAAGCAGUACACGACAGAGAGAAGAGAAUUUAGAAAGAGAGGUAGAAAUGACAAGAAAAUCAAACAAUGA
This is a messenger RNA of Dovyalis caffra, 1299 nucleotides long. Lineage: Eukaryota; Viridiplantae; Streptophyta; Magnoliopsida; Malpighiales; Salicaceae. The record is from the annotation of a GenBank genome assembly.